Messenger RNA from Neodiprion fabricii, 4134 nucleotides. RefSeq lists its product as uncharacterized. The coding region runs from base 146 to 2614 and encodes 822 amino acids. NCBI's taxonomy places the organism in Eukaryota, Metazoa, Arthropoda, Insecta, Hymenoptera, Diprionidae. The record is from RefSeq and is a predicted model, not a curated record. The transcript has 3 exons.
AUGUCGUCAUAAAUCGUCUAAGAGCAGUGAUCGACUGCGGCGCGACGAAAGAGAAUCCAGUAUGGAAGAUAGGGAGAGAGUUGGAAAGUAGGCCUCACUGGCUCAGUCAGUGCUAGACUGUGACUCGGACCGUUUGGACGUCAACAUGAUUAUCCCGCUCUGCCUGUUGGUCAUUAUUGGCCUGGGCCACUGCCAGGAUGAGCUACCAUCACGUACGCAGAUUGAGACGUCGAUCAAUCGAACGAUCGACGAAGUGGAGCGAAUGAUUCGCGAGGAUCCCAGACUACCGCGGCUUUCACGGUCGGAAAUAGUCGACAUCUUGUUCAACAUAACGUCGAAGGACGUGAUCGAUUCGAAAGCGGAUAAGGAGAGCAUCGACAAGGCGAGGAUGGAGUACCAGAGAGCGCUGAUGGUCGUGCUGCCGUACAGUCCGAAUGCCACGCAGGAAAACCUAAAGGAUCUGUACACGAAGCCGCCGAUGGUCCAAAUGGUUUCUGAUACAAGUGACUCGGCCAACUACGAGAUGAGUUAUGACGAGGGUGAAAUGGAAGGGGGAAUAAUCUACACGGAGAAAUCGGGAGAGCCGAGCUUCGCGCUUGACACUCCCUUGGACAACCACGUGGCGUCGGACAACCCUGUUGAGCUGAAGGAUGAAAUCGAGGAGUCCACUGGCUCCUACGAGAAUCAUAGAGAUACGUAUUCCGAAGUGCUGGACCCGAUCGAUUUCAAGACACUUUCAACAGUUAGUAACUUCAGACCGAUAUACGACGGCAAACCGAGAGUCGUUCACGUCGAAUCGCCCGAACGGUUCAGUUUCAACUUGAACAAUUUACAAACCACCCCAAGAAGCUCUUUCGAUUCGACCGACUCCAUUGUCUAUGGACAGGCUCCGGAACAGUUCGAGGACUCCCUUUCGACGGAUUCGAAACUCGAGAUCGUCUAUAGCACUACCGUGAACACUAGGAAACCCCCGACGACGAAAUUCACCGAUGAAGUUCGCCAGGAGCUCAGUACCGAGUCCACUACAAUGUCUUCGGAAACUACCAGUCACCAUGUCCUGGCUUCAGACCAAUGGCACUACAAUGCUCCUCCAGCCGCAGUGGAACCCGUGAAACAGUAUCCCGAGUACAAGUUUCCCGUUCAAAAAGUAUCUUUGGAAAGUGUAAUUUCUGAAGCUUCCAGUACCACGACGAGAAUGCCCGAAAUGACGAUAAAUAUCCAAGGACAGAAUAGCGAGAAGAAACAUGGCUUCCAAAUGGAGAACAUGAGUCCAAUGUUCGUUAAUUCCAUGUCGACUAGCACGACUAGUCCGGUAAAAACGAAAUUCAGCUCGACAUAUGUAGCUAAUUCUGCUGGAGUUCCCAAGGUCAGUCCUACCAUGCCCCCCAUGAGGUCAGAAAUAAAGGAUCUUCUCGCGUCCAUCGGUCUUUCAGAGAGUAAUCCAGAUCAGCAACCGAACGUUGGAAGUACCGUGCAAUUUUCUGGUUCGAAUAACCUGGUCCCUCAGCAAAUAUCCGGCCUGGAAGUCCCGGGAACAAAUUCUCCGUCAAUUUUGAAUCAGAAUACGUUCGGAAGUUCCAACUACGACUACAAGAAGGGAACGCAAAACCUCACCCCUGAUAUGAGACUUCUCCUUCAGACCUUUGGCCUACAGACUUCCAAGAACUCAGAGACACCUUCCACUACUACGAAGAAGCCGACUCCUGUUAUUGUCAACCUGAACUCUUAUUCUAACUUCAGGCCACUGCCAACGAUGAACGUGAAAGACCAGGAUAUGCGAGAUUUCUUGGCCAAAUUUGGCUUGGGCGAUGGUGACAACCAGAAAACUCGGGGUCACAAGUCGGUAAAGACGAGGAAAAGCGCGGAGGCCAGUCCGCCGUCACUGAUAGAGGCUGUGCCGGACAACAUGAGGAAGAUCUUAGAGAACAUCGGACUGAUCACCAGGUCGGAAAAGUCUUAUCAAUACAAUGAGACGGUCAGUUCACAUUCAUCGAGCCUGCCCGGCACGCCGAAACUGCAUGUCUUCAAGCCCCACGAAACGCCGGGUCAUACUCAGGAGCAGAAGGAGAAGAUCAACAAGCUGUUGGAUACCGUAAGGAAAGUCCAGUCGGGCUCAGCGAAUUCGCAGGAAGUUCAGGUCGCUGCUAAGGAUCUUUUGGAGACGACGAAGACCCUGCAGAACGGUCCGGAUCCGCUUAGCCUUGAGGAAAUCCUGAACAUUUACAACGAGGGGAUCAAGAACGAGGUCAAGAGACAGGAGGACGCGACGACACCUGCGACCGACGGCGGAGCGGACAAUGCGACACUGUUGUCAACUGAAACGACAACAUCACCCACUGCAGAAACCACAUCUUCAACGACUGCGCCGACUUUACCAGACCUCUCGAUAGCUUCUGGAGCAUCGAACAUUGCCGACUUGGCAGACUCGUUCGGUGGAAGUACGAGGGCACCGGAUCCUGUCUUACCGAUGCAGAGGAAAACUGGUCUUUAUUUCCUCGUCGACUGGAACACCUUCUUAGAGGUCGGUGAGGAGGGGUCUGCUGACAAGGUCAAUUUAAGGUUCCAGCCCAAAGUGGGCGACAGGACAAGAUUUAUACCGGUUACCGUGCCGUGAAAUCACUGCUUUUUGCAUUCGCCCUCGUGACGCAGGGCUAAAAUUUGGAGAAUAGAGCGCCUGUAAAUAAUCCUGAACGUUCGUUCACCUAAUCUGUUUAAAUAUGUUUAUAUUUUUUUUUUAUUUCUUUUCGUUUAUUGCUCACGGAAGAAUCUAUGUAUUUAUUUUCGUUCACUUCACAAUUCUUGCAAUUGAUGAAUUGAGGCAAAAAGUAGAUUUUAUCAAGGUGUAAUCGUUUUUUGAAAAGCACAACUCUUUGAAUCGAUCAAAAAACAUUGGGGUAUCGUGUUUUCUGAGAUUAAUUUUAUUUCGAUGAUCAUCGUCAUUCAGCACCUCAUGAUCAUUAUACCUAUGUAGAAUUUCAUGGAUAACAAUUUUUCACCAAAGCGACUGGAUACAGUAAGAUUCCAAAUUGAUUGGUGGUGCACAUGUAAUAAAAUUUAAUAACAUUUUUUCUUCAAAUGUUCGAUUGACUAUUAUCAGUAUAAAAUUUUUUGAAUUAAAUUGGAAUACUUUUGUUGAUAAAUUUUCAUUGGAAUUUUGAGAAGCUAGAGAUAUAUUUUCUGGUGAAUUGAUGACCCAUGGAAUUGAGGAUGUAUGGAUCACACAUUCCAAUGAAAAAAUUUGUUGCAUUGAAAAAUUAUUGAACGGUAUUGAUUUUGACGGUAUUGAAUUUGACGGUAUGAAACUCAAGUUAGUUGUCUGAAUCUGUUCUCAUUUUAAAAAACCUUGAGAAUCGUAAUAUUGUUUGAAUUUUUUGAUGCCGAAAUCGUAUUGUUUGCCCAAUUUCUGUGGAUCGGGGUCCAUCUUGCUUGUGAAUAAAUUGUAAGCUAUAAAUCACCUUGAAUAAAUUCCGAGCAACGCUAAUUUGUUUAGAAGCAAGGCAUGAGAUUAUUGAAUAAAACCUCAAAUAAUUUUUAUGAUGAACUGAUUAGAAUUUCAGAAAUACAUUAAUCUCCAGCAACUUAUAUCCGAUCUAUCGAAAUUGGACAAACAAUACGAUAUUGGCGUUCAAAAAAUAUAAUAAUAAUAGAAUUUCUUUUCACAAUUCUUAAUGACUGAGCUUUCUUUGUCUGAAUUUAAGGUUCUCAAUUUUUUUAAAUAUAUUACGAAGACAUUCCUUCAAUUGGCUCUAUUUUCAUCGAUUAACUUAAGUUUCACUUUUCCAACGUUGAGUGUAGUAUUUUAUUAUAUUUCGAUUAUUCUCUGGAAUCAGAUUAAGGAUCAUUUUCAAUCUUACGAUAUCCAACUUAUUUUGCACAAGGAAGAUUAUAUUUUCAUUUCAAUGCAAGCAUCGUACACAAUUUCACCAAAUUUGUAUGCUCGUCUCCCUGAAACACGAACGAAGGAUAAUACAAAUUUCAGCUGUUUCAUAAUAUUAAACGUUUCUAAAAAUUUACAUUCAAUGUGUAACGAGUUAUGGGUUUACAAUCAAACAUAUUUUUCAUAUUAUACGUCUAAUUAUCUUAAUAAUUUAUGUAAGUUAUUUAAUUACAUAGUUUUGUAUAUCACGUGGUAUG